UCGAGCCGCUGUGGAUGCCCGCCACCUGGAACGACGAACAGAUGUGCAGGCUUCGGAACUCCGGCAUGGUCGGCCUCAUCACGGUGACCGGUUGCGGGCGGGCAGCCUUCCUGGGCGAGAGGGCCAAGCAAAUGCAUCUGCCGCACCUGGCACUCGUGAGGCAGAACUGCGAGCACUUAGAGACCGGAUUUCCCGGUGACUUCUUCAGCGACAGAGACUCGAUGAUUGCGUCCUACGUCGAAGCCAGAGAUGUCGACGUGGUCAUCAGCAAAACCGAAGAUGAGGGAUUCACCGACAUUCUGGUACUCUACGACGAAAAAUUUGCCCUGUACGGAAUGGAGCUCCUGAUGAGGCGGGUGCAGCGGUCCAACGUGACCUUCUCCUACCUGCGCCUGAGCCCCGACCGUAAGCUGGUCAAGAGGGGAAUCGAGACCAUCUUUCGCAGUCAAGCGGAGAGGAACUCCCUGUACUCCGGAUUCGGGGUCCUCGUGUUCAGCAACUACACCCUCGCCGAGCAACUCGAAGCAGACUUGGUCAUCGAGAACAACAUGGAUCCCAACAUUAUACUGCUCGUCUUCUACAAUGGCUGGGACUUAGGCUUGAACAGCUGGUACUACACCCGUGUCACAAGCUACCCGUACGAGAAACUCAUCCACGUCAUCUUGAGAAGCUUUCCCAGAAAUGUCAGAAAUCGCAUGAAGAGAGUUUCUUAUGCGCUGGACGGCAAGUACCACGUGUACACCUAUCCCGAAAUGUACGCUGCCAACUUCGUAGCGGGAAUCAUGGAGCAUUUAUUGCUAAAAACACCGAAUCUUUCCAACGGAUCUCGGUGUGACUCGUCCCAAGACAUGUUUUAUGAAGUAUACCGGAAAGACCUCAAGGUCCUCAUGGAGAGUUGGGGAUUCCGUAGAGACGAAGCCAACUACACGAUGCUCCUACUGUCUCCCGUCGAGGCCAACACGACCAAAAUGAAACACAUCCAGGAUUGGACGAUAACCAACGGAACCAUCAAAACAGUAGUCCUGAGAGACAGGGUGUCCGCCUUCCUUCAAAACCGUACCAUCAAACUUGCUUCACUCGAGUACCCACCGUUUAUCGUGCUGAACAGAACAAGCACGGGAGAGAGAAAAACAGACGGCACGUUUCUGAGACUGAUGGCCUACUUGGGAAGUAUCUACGGCUUCAGGGUUGAGUACUUGUUGCUCGAGAACACCACGUCGAUGGGUACGCUGCUUGGCGACUACAACUGGACCGGUUGUCUUGGCAUGCUGAAUCAUAGAGAGAUCGACUGGGUUGCCUUCUUGGACAUAACGGAAGUUCGCAAACGCUCUUUUUCCCUCACCGACGGCUUCAUGAGCAACACGGUGGGCAUGAUGGUGCAAGCUCCCAGAAUAGAGACUCGUAAACUUCUAUUCCUCAAGCCAUUCGAGAAUGAGGUAUGGCUGACCAUCUUGAUCAGUCUUCCCACCAUGAGCGUCGUGCUGUGGAUCAUCGCCAGGACCAGUCCGGCACACGCCCAGCUAGGUCCGGACACUCGCCCCGCCGGGUUGGUCAAGUUCUUCAACUGCGUCUGGUAUCUCUACGGGGCCCUCUUGCAGCAAGGAGGGGUGCAUCUGCCAGCUGCCUCGUCGGCACGGAUCAUCCUCGGCUUCUGGUGGCUCUACGUGCUCGUGGUCAUGGCGUACUACAGCAGCAACCUCAUCGCGUUCCUCACCGUCCCCGAAAUCCACUGGAUCGUCAGUUCCUUCAAGAACGCCGUCGAUCGGGAGGACCUGUACAUCUACGUACCCUAUGGCACGGGCUUGCACCAGGAGAUUGACAACUCCACGAACUUAGUCUUCAGGAAGCUGAAAAACAGACUACAACAUGGUCGUAGGGCGAGCCUAAUUCAUGAUCCGAGAGAGAUCGUGGAUCAAGUUGCUGAAGGAGAGGCCAUCCUCCUAGAUGACAUGAGGAUUUUGAAAGAGCUCAUCGAGAAGGACUACGAGCAGGGUGGCUCCAAACAUUGUAGGCUCUCCUGCAUGCCAGAAAAUAUCAUGCAUAUAUUAGUCAGUAUAGGCACCAGAAAAGGAAGCCCCUUCAUAAAUGCAUUAAACAAAAACAUCUUCAGACUGAAAAGCACGGGAAUGCUGGACCUACUGCUGAAGAACCACACGGAGCACCAACACCCGUGCAUCCGAGACUACAGCACGCACGCCCACGGCACCUCCCGCCCCAUCGGAGUCCGCGAGCUCGAAGGAGUGUUCCUGCUUUUGCUCUUUGGCACUGCCAUUUCCCUCAUCACCGUGCCUGUAGAACUCAUGGUUGGCCUCGGAAGGCAGCGCGUUAAGGUGCAGGAGAUAUUUCAACCUGCCAGCAAGAAAGAGCGCAAGACGCCGGCCACCAUCGACUUGCACCGGGGCUGGAAGCAGACGCAGCUCAAGGACUCCUGGACCACCGUGGGUCCUGGAGGACGCUUUAUGACCGACCGGUACCCGGAUUUCGGGCGGUUUGGUAGGAGGCCAAUUUACGUGAAGGAGGUGCCUCCGUUCCCGCAUUACCGGGUCAACUGGAGAGACGCCGGGGACAGCAGGAAGCUCCAUGGUCAUGUCGUUGUGAUUGGAAACCGGCCUUGA
Ixodes scapularis (black-legged tick) is the source of this 2615-nucleotide messenger RNA. Its product is annotated as glutamate receptor ionotropic, delta-1-like. The transcript is spliced from 14 exons. Lineage: Eukaryota; Metazoa; Arthropoda; Arachnida; Ixodida; Ixodidae. Gene Ontology annotation, biological process: monoatomic ion transport. Gene Ontology annotation, cellular component: membrane. The record is from RefSeq and is a predicted model, not a curated record. Bases 15 to 2615 code for a protein of 866 amino acids. Gene Ontology annotation, molecular function: glutamate-gated receptor activity.